Molecule: messenger RNA, 953 nt
Organism: Antechinus flavipes (yellow-footed antechinus)
Lineage: Eukaryota; Metazoa; Chordata; Mammalia; Dasyuromorphia; Dasyuridae
Gene: ATP5PB
Product: ATP synthase peripheral stalk-membrane subunit b
Exons: 7
Coding region: 92-862 (256 amino acids)
Biological process (GO): proton motive force-driven ATP synthesis
Molecular function (GO): proton transmembrane transporter activity
Source: RefSeq, a predicted model, not a curated record
UUACCAUCCGCCAUCUUAGCGCGGCGGCUGACAAGUUCUCCCCUCCGGGGUCAUUGGGACGCAGAGGCUGCUGAACAGACUCUCGACCAACAUGCUGUCCCGGCUGGCUCUGCACGCUGCCGGCGCUCUGGCUCCGGCGCUCAAGAAUGCGGCCCCGCUGGCUCCAGGGGUGCUUCAGGCAUCCAGAAUUUUUCACACAGCGUCUCCCCAUCUGGCUCCUUUGCCUUCUCUUCCUGAGCACGGGGGGAAAAUUCGUCAUGGGUUGAUUCCUGAGGAGUUCUUUGGGUUUAUGUAUCCUAAAACUGGAGUUACGGGUCCUUAUGUAUUGGGCACAGGGCUUAUCCUGUAUUUUCUCUCCAAAGAAAUCUAUAUUAUAACUGCUGAUACAGUUGCUGCCAUGUCAACAUUGGGGCUCUUCGUUUAUGUAGUUAAAAAAUACGGUCCCUCUAUAGCAGCUUUUGCUGAUAAACUCAGAGAGGACCAGCUGGCUCAGGCAGAAGGACUUAAACAGGCCUCCUUGAAAGGUAUCAGUGAUGCAAUUGAAUUGGAAAAGAAACAGCAAGCCCUGGUUGCUAAACGUCAUUACCUUUUUGAUGUCCAAAGGAACAACAUUGCCAUGACACUAGAAGUCUUUUACCGUGAGAGGCUGCACAAGGUGUACACAGAAGUGAAGAAUCGCCUGGACUAUCACAUCGCCAAGCAGAACAUGAUGCGACGCAAGGAGCAAGAACACAUGAUCUCAUGGGUGGAGAACCAUGUUAUGAAGAGUAUCUCUGCUCAGGAGGAAAAGGAAACAAUUACCAAGUGCAUCUCAGACCUGAAGGUACUAGCAAAGAAGGCACAAGCACAGUCAAUUCUGUAAAAACUACUUCACUUUAAGACAAAGAAAAACAGUUCACUAACAAUGUAGAAGCUGUAUUCUUUGUGACCCUCAAUAAAAAUCUUUCUCUAAA